Penicillium cinerascens is the source of this 1842-nucleotide messenger RNA. RefSeq names its product SPRY domain-containing protein. Gene Ontology annotation, cellular component: Set1C/COMPASS complex. NCBI's taxonomy places the organism in Eukaryota, Fungi, Ascomycota, Eurotiomycetes, Eurotiales, Aspergillaceae. The coding region runs from base 1 to 1842 and encodes 613 amino acids. The transcript has a single exon. Gene Ontology annotation, molecular function: transcription cis-regulatory region binding; protein binding. The record is from RefSeq and is a predicted model, not a curated record.
AUGGCAUCCGGCCAGGCCCCCGGGUCAUCCGCACCAUCUUCCAGCAUCAACUCCCCCAUCCUUCCUCCCGGCAAUGGGCCCCUCCUCAACGGCGCAUUAUCAGAUUUGAAUUCGCGAUCCUCCCCAGCACCGGCAAGUAAUCUUUCGGCGCAGGGAGACAGCGCCCGUGCAAAGCGGAAUAAGCGUGAUAGUCGCAAGAAGCGUGAAGCCAAAGGCUUAGAUACUGAAAGCGCACCUCCUCCGAAGAAGCGCGCAACCGCUGCAAGCACCGCUCGUCCUAGCUCCGAGCUGUCUAUUCUUCGCCCGUUACUGCUCGCCGAACCCCAUCACUCGGACAAGUUUCCUCCCCAGGCUCGCCAAUUGAAUCAGGUCACUAGCAAGACCUCUAGCGUGUUGGGUCAAAGCUGGGAUUUCUAUGAGGUGGUUGAUAAACUCACCAAUAAAAAUGGGUUCCGAUAUUCCUACGCUAUAGCCGACCCGGGAUUUCCGCAUAUUAAGUACCGACAAACUGAUGUGAGACCCUAUCAUGCCCGUUUCAGCUUUGAAGACUCCCCUGCGGCCAUAUCCUUUUCCCAGGAUGCCACGGCUGUGACUACUAGCGAUGCAUGGCACACGGCACGCGCAAACGUCUGCGCUCGAGAGGGCUCAUACUAUUACGAGGCACGAGUUAUCAGUGGUGUGGUCAACAGUGCCCAAGAUGCUCCACAGAAUAACUCCAGUGCUCCAUCCCGUGGCCAUGUCAGACUUGGAUUCGCACGCCGUGAAGCCGAUCUCGAUGUCAACGUCGGUGUCGAUUGCUACGGGUAUGGCAUCCGCGAUGUUAAUGGCGAAGUCGUCAAUCGUAUGAGGUGUGAGUUCUUUUUUCCAAAGGGUGAAGCCAUCAACGAAGGCGAUGUCAUUGGCAUGCUUAUUACCCUUCCGCCCCUGUCCCUCCACAAGAAGAUUGUUGAGGGCACCUAUGACCCCGCUGUGGAUGGCGACGGUUCAGAUCCUGCGUCUCGGACUCCCAUUGCUGCCAACAUCAUCCGAGAUCGCAUUCCUUUCCACUACAAGUCCGACUUUUGCUGGCAACAGUCCAACGUUUUCUCUACUAAACAUCUCCGCGACUACGCUUUCAACUUGAAAGAAACUCCGACAUUCGGUCCUCCUUCUCCGCUAAACAGCGAAGAUGCGUCUUUGCGCACACUUCCUGGAUCUAGCAUCACUAUCUUUAAGAAUGGUGUUAAGAUGGGCACCCCCUUCAAAGAACUCUAUGCUUUCCUUCCGCCGGCUAGUCGCCUCGCCAACGGCACAAAUAACCUUGGUAUUGGCGAGCGCGAAAACGCCGACGACGGCAUGAUUGGUUACUACCCAGCCGUGAGCUGCUACGGUGGCGGCGCAGUCGAAUGCCGCUUUGAAGGUCCGUGGUGGGUUGGUCCACCCGAUAGCACUGAGACCGGUGAGCCGAUUCGGCCAAUCGGUGACCGAUUCAAUGAUCAGAUCGUCGAGGACGUGGUCGCCGACAUUGUGGAUGAGGUUGAGGCCAUGUUCACUUGGGGUGGUGUUGACGGCGACGUGAUUGGCAACAACAGCGGGGAGGUGGAUGGCACUGCUUCCGGUGCAGUUGGGGGUUCGGAGGUGCUCAAGGGAGGUGUCGGUGCUGCGCUGGACUCGGCUGUUUCAGCCCCUGGGGCCUCUGAAUCUGCUGCGAAUAGCAACCAACCAACACCGGCUGCCACGGGAGACGCUGCUGCAGGAAAUCCAGCGUUGGAGGAUACCAUGAGUAUUGGGACCGCUGGGACUCCGAACCCUGCGGUGGAAGCCUCGGUUGCCGGGGCUGAUGAAGAUGUUGAGAUGACUUGA